AUGGAUGAACAACCAGCUUUGCGCUGGUCAGGCUCUUUUGGAGUUCUGUCCAAUACAGCUACAGCCCCCAAAACGCUGUCUGGUGACAAGAUUAUCCUUCCACAGUCUGCCUUGGAACAGCUUCUUGCAGCUGCACCAUCGCAACCGAUAACCGCCUCAAGCUUCACGGCGUGGGAUCCUCACAAUCCCUAUCGAUCGAAUGGAUUCGUUUCAGAUCAACGACAGCAACUUCCACAUCCACUUACGUUUCGUCUCGUAAAUAGCCAAAAUGGCAACGUUGUCUUUGCUGGCAUUCGAGAGUUUUCUGCGCCAGAAGGAACUAUGGGCCUGAGUUCGUUCCUGAUUGAAGCUUUGGGCAUUGAACCGCAGGAGCUAGCUGUCAAGAAUGGCAACGGCACAUCCGAUAUCGAUACUAUAGACCUUACUGGCGGCGACGCCCCCGUGACGAGUAACUCGUUACAAAUAACUGUUCAUGCGACUCCGGUGCCGAAGGGAACAUAUGUCAGGCUGAGACCUCUGGAGGCAGGGUAUAAUCCGGAUGAUUGGAAGUCCUUAUUGGAGCGACACCUUCGAGAACAUUAUACGUGUCUGACCAAGAACUCUAUUCUUUCCGUCAAUGGAGUUAGGGGCGAGACGUUCAAGUUCUUGGUGGACAAGCUUUCUCCGGAAGGGGAUGGCAUUUGCGUCGUUGACACGGACCUGGAGGUUGAUAUUGAAGCGCUUAAUGAAGAACAGGCACGAGAAACGAUGCGACAGAUCAUGACCAAAGCUCAGACUGAAGUGGCUGGCGGCGUAUCUAAAGGCGGCGAUCUCGACAUAUGGAAAGACGUCUCUGGGAGCGUACAGCCAGGUGGAUACGUUGACUACGUACUACCCUCUUGGGAUCGGUCUCAACCUCUGAGCAUCACUCUCAGCGGGAUAGAAGAGCAAGACUCCUUAGAUCUUUUUGUCAUACCGAAGUCGUCUCGGCAAAGAGCGUUACCUAGAGACAAUACCCAUGUGUUUGGCGACUUUUCGACUGCGGAACAUGGAGCCAAAAUCAUUAUUAUAUCGCCUACCAAUGUCGAAAUGGACGGGGCGGAAUCAAUCCUCAUAUCUGUUCAUGGCUAUCCUCUCCAGGGUCAGAGUGGCAGUGAGCCGAUACCCUACGUAAUCCGAGCCAAAAGCGGCACACGGACAAGCACAAACGGUGAUAAUCACAUGGACGUCGAUAGCGAAGAGCAUUCCCCCGAUGACGAGCAAUGUCGCAACUGCAAACAAUGGGUUCCCAAAAGAACAAUGGUUUUACACGAAAGUUUCUGCCGGAGGAACAACAUCACAUGCCCCCAGUGUGCCGCUGUCUUCAAGAAAGAUUCAGAAGAGUGGCAUUCACACUGGCACUGUGAAUACGAUUCAGCCAAGGGCAAUUCACGCGCCAGCAAGUCCAAACACGAUCACAUAUUCCACGAAGAACAUCACUGCCAGGAUUGCGAAUUCACGACCAAUUCGCUGUCCGAUUUAGCGAGACAUCGAACCUCCGUAUGCCCCGGAAAGAUCAUACUAUGUCGAUUCUGCCACCUUGAGGUUCCACAAGAAGGCGAUCCGUUCAACCCCUCGCCAGAAGUUGUCUUAUCCGGCCUAACGGCCCACGAACUCGCAGAUGGCGCUCGUACCACUGAGUGUCAUUUGUGCGACAAGAUUGUCCGCCUUCGUGAUAUGGAAACACACAUGAAGCACCAUGAGCUCGAUAAGGUGAGCCGAGAAAAGCCAGAGAUAUGCCUCAACGUAAAUUGCGGUCGAACUCUGCACGGUGUCGGACCAAGGGGCCAGAUCGGUGCCGGCACAGCACAGGGUCAGGGCCCCGGGAACGAGAUCGGCCUUUGCUCUAUAUGCUUUAGCCCCCUGUACGCCAGCAUGCAUGACCCCGAGGGAAAGGCUCUGAAGCGGCGGAUCGAAAGAAAGUACCUCGGACAAAUGAUGACUGGCUGUGGCAAGGCUCACUGCGCAAAUGAGUGGUGUAAGACUGGCCGGAAGAACAUUGGUCUGGAAGCAAAAGGCGCUUCGGCAUCAGCAGCUUCGCCCCUGGUGAAGCCGCUGCUAGCAAUGAUUGGGACUCCAGAUGGACACAUGUAUUUUUGUGUGGAUGAGGUGAAUCAGAAGAGGCGCAAGAUUGCUGAAUUGCUGGCCGCUGAGAAAGUAUGGGACCUGGAGUGGUGUGUUGCUGCUGCGGAGGCGGAGAAGGGGAACGUGGAUAGGAUGAGGGAUUGGUUGCAGGCUUGGGCUCCGAGGAAGUGA
This is a messenger RNA of Pochonia chlamydosporia 170, 2274 nucleotides long. RefSeq names its product ubiquitin fusion degradation protein. Gene Ontology annotation, cellular component: VCP-NPL4-UFD1 AAA ATPase complex. NCBI's taxonomy places the organism in Eukaryota, Fungi, Ascomycota, Sordariomycetes, Hypocreales, Clavicipitaceae. The coding region runs from base 1 to 2274 and encodes 757 amino acids. Gene Ontology annotation, molecular function: polyubiquitin modification-dependent protein binding. The transcript has a single exon. The record is from RefSeq and is a predicted model, not a curated record.